CUAGGUGCAGGUCUCAGCGCAGGUCCGAGAGCUUUAAAUACGGUGCGCCGGCGGGGAGCGACACACGUGCAGUUCACACCACGACGUGCGCACGCGACAGACAUGCUCGCUAAGUUGUUCUUGUUAUGCUGCGCGUGCGCCAGUGCGGCGGCCCGGCCGGGGCUGCUGGGCGGCAUCGGAUACGCCGCGCCUGCGUACGCCGCGCCUGCGUACGCCGCACCAGCGUACGCCACGCACGCAGUGGCUGCGCCAGCGUACGCCCCCGCCAUCGCUCACGCUGCAUACGCCGCACCAGUUGUUAAAGCUGUUGCUGCGCCGGUCAGCGUGGUCCGCGCUGAGCCCGUCGACCCGAACCCAGCGUACAGCUUCUCGUACGGCGUAGCGGACCCCGCGACCGGGGACCACAAGGACGCGGCCGAGACGCUUCAGAACGGCGUGGUCCACGGCUCCUACAGCCUGGUGGAGCCCGACGGUCACGUGCGCAAGGUCACAUACACCGCCGACAAGAUCAACGGCUUCAAUGCUGUCGUUGAGAGGACCGGUGCUGCUGCUCAUGCGGUCGCUGCCCCCGUAGCAGUGGCGGCUCCCGUAGCGAAGGUGUACGCUGCGCCUGCGCCGGUCGCGGUCGCCGCGCCCGUUGCCCGGUACACGCUGCCCGCUGCCCACGUCGCCCACCCGUGGGGCUAAGCCCAGCAGCUACGAUACAAAGCGUCCUGUCUUGCUGAACGAAGAAGAAUAGCUAUAUGUUAACAGAGAGCAGUAUUGAGAAUGUUGUUAAAAGAUUUUUGGCUGAGAGUUAUUGUUUUUAGUUUGGUUAGAAAUCUUAGGCCGCGGCUACACAGCAAAGGCUUGUUCAGAUGUAUUUUUUCUUAUCUUUUGUAGAAGCUAAUGUAUUUUUGUUUUUGGGGUCAAACAGAGUAGCGUUAACCGUCAAAAUGUAACAUUGGGCGAGUUAACGGGAGAUUAGGAUGGAGUGACCCUUUCUCUAGUUUUAUUGCCUUUGCCGUCUGGCCACCGCCUUGCGCGGUUUGUUCAGCAAGACUAUGCGCGCCCGACGACCUCGCCCGUCUCCUGUAACUAAUUAUUUAUUAUGUACUACUUGACUGUUGCCUACGGACUUGAUCUUGAUGCGUCGUAUUAUUUACGUUCAUGUAAAUAUAAUGUAGUUUUUAAAAAUAAAUGCA
Trichoplusia ni (cabbage looper) is the source of this 1184-nucleotide messenger RNA. RefSeq names its product cuticle protein 7-like (gene Cpr64Ac). The coding region runs from base 103 to 687 and encodes 194 amino acids. The record is from RefSeq and is a predicted model, not a curated record. Gene Ontology annotation, cellular component: extracellular matrix. NCBI's taxonomy places the organism in Eukaryota, Metazoa, Arthropoda, Insecta, Lepidoptera, Noctuidae. The transcript has 4 exons.